Molecule: messenger RNA, 1758 nt
Organism: Capronia coronata CBS 617.96
Lineage: Eukaryota; Fungi; Ascomycota; Eurotiomycetes; Chaetothyriales; Herpotrichiellaceae
Product: prolyl-tRNA synthetase
Exons: 1
Coding region: 1-1758 (585 amino acids)
Biological process (GO): prolyl-tRNA aminoacylation
Cellular component (GO): cytoplasm; aminoacyl-tRNA synthetase multienzyme complex
Molecular function (GO): proline-tRNA ligase activity; ATP binding
Source: RefSeq, a predicted model, not a curated record
AUGUCAGACCCGCAAGAAACCCCCAAGGUCGAGCCGCAGGAAACCCCCAAGGCCGAAUUGCCCACCCGUGAGAAAGCACCAAAGACCAAGGCGGAAAAGAAGAUGGAGGCCAAGGCUAAGCCUGAGAAACCAAUCGGCAAGGCAGAGGCGAAGUUGCCUCAAGGGGGGAAAGGAGGAAAGAAGAAGAAAAUGGAGGGAGCCGCCUUGAUCGGGAUCGACGUGUCCAAGGACGUCGACUUUUCCGAAUGGUAUCAACAAGUCUUGCUGAAGGGAGACAUGCUCGACUACUACGACAUUUCCGGAUGCUACAUUCUCAAACCUGCCUCGCAGUUCAUCUGGGAUGAGAUCCAUGCGUGGUUCGAUGCCGAGAUCAAGAAGAUGGGCGUCAAGAACUGUUCGUUCCCCUUGUUUGUAUCCGAGGAUGUGUUGAACCGCGAAAAGGAGCAUAUUGAAGGCUUUGCCGCCGAGGUGGCUUGGGUCACCCACGGCGGGAGUACCAAGUUGGAGAAGAAGAUCGCCAUUCGUCCGACGUCUGAGACCGUCAUGUAUCCUUACUACGCCAAAUGGAUCCAAAGCUACCGUGAUCUGCCUCUCAAACUCAAUCAGUGGAACUCGGUGGUGAGAUGGGAAUUCAAACAUCCUCAACCGUUCCUACGGACUCGAGAGUUCCACUGGCAAGAAGGUCACACGGCGUUUUUGACGGAGCAAGAGGCGGGCAAAGAAGUGCUUCAGAUCUUGGACCUGUACGCCACGGUCUACGAACAACUCCUUGCCGUCCCUGUCAUCAAGGGCAGAAAGACAGACAAGGAGAGAUUCGCUGGAGGGUUGUACACGACUACUGUGGAAGGCUAUAUUCCAGCCACCGGACGGGGAAUUCAGGGAGGUACUUCGCACUGCCUGGGACAGAACUUCAGCAAAAUGUUCGGCAUCACGGUGCAAGAUCCGAAUGCAAAGACGGAAGAGGAGAAGAAGAACAACCUAUUUGUCUGGCAGAACUCGUGGGGGUUGUCGACCCGUGUCAUCGGAGUGAUGGUCAUGAUCCAUGGCGACGAUCGUGGUCUGGUCCUCCCACCCCGUGUUGUCGAGGUUCAGGUUGUGAUUGUGCCGGUCGGAGUGACGGCCAAGAUGACGGAGGAGGACAAACAGGCCUUGUACAAGGAGAUUGAAGGGCUGAAAGAAGUGCUCAAAGCGGUCAACAUUCGAGUCGAGGCUGAUUUCCGUGAGGGAUAUUCUCCAGGCUGGAAAUUCAACGACUGGGAGCUGAAAGGUGUUCCACUUCGUCUCGAGUUCGGUCCAGGUGAAAGCAAGGGUCAUUUCGUGACAGCUGCCCGACGAGAUCUCCCCAAGGAGGAAAGCAAGAGUCAAAUCGCCAUUACCGAACUGAACACCGCCGUCCCUCAAUUGCUGGACACCAUUCAGAAGGAUCUCUACGAUCGCGCCAAUGCCAAAUACAAGUCGCACAUCAAGAAGAUUACUGACUGGGAGGAGUUUGUGCCGGCACUGAACGACAAGAACGUGAUUCUGUUGCCUCACUGUCUUACGGAGCAAUGUGAAGACCAGAUCAAAGACAUGAGUGCUCGCAAGGCGGAGGAACAGAGCGGUGUGCCACAAGACGAACGGGCUCCCAGCAUGGGAGCAAAGAGUCUGUGUAUUCCGUUCGACCAGCCAGAAGGCAUUGAGAAGGGAGUGACCAAAUGCGGGAAUCCUUAUUGCUCGAAUCUGGCAGAGGCAUGGUGCAUGUUCGGCCGGUCGUACUAG